CUUCUCUUCCCUUCCUUAUCCCCCCGCCAGUCAAGAUCAAAAAGAGGCUCCCGGCCCUUUUUCCCUUCCCUUCUCCAAGUCCUUCCUUUCGGUUGAUCUUGUUGACCACCGCUUCACUCUUUCAGCGGGCAUUCUUUGAUUACAUCUUUAAUCCACUCUCCAUCCCUCUUUCAUCAUGAAGGGUGCUUUCCUGGCCACCGCCGCCGCCCUGGCCGGCUCCGCCAUGGCCGACGUCGCGCACAUGCGCCGUCACGACUCGCUGCACCAGCGUCGCGCUCUCCAGCCCGAGCCGGAGGAGCAGUGCGGAUGUACCACCGAGGUCAUCACCUACUACGGCAACCCGACCUUGGUCCCCAUCAUCGAGUCGACCUCCGCCCCCGUCGAGCCUACCUCCGCUCCCCCCGCUCCCGAGACCGUGACCUCCGACAUCGUCACCACUCGUCACUCGACCAGCUACACCACCAAGACCGUGGUCGUCUCCGAGUCCACCCCGGCCGGCGUCGAGCCCACCGGCACUCCUGAGCAGCCUGCCACCACCGCCCCUGCUGGCACCCCGGAGCAGCCUGAGCAGCCUGAACAGCCCGCCACUGGCACUCCUCAACAGCCCGAGCAGCCCGCUACCACUGCCCCUGAGCAGCCCGAGCAGCCGGCCACCACUGCCCCCGCGGUCCCCGAGCAGCCUUCCUCGUCCGCUCCCGCUGCCACCCCCGAGCAGCCGGCCACCACGGCCCCUGCCGCCACUCCUGAGCAGCCCGAGACCCCCGCGGUGACUCUGCCCACCCCCGGCGUGACCAACUUCCCCUCCACCGGUACCUUCACCGUCCCCGCGACCACCGUCACGGUCACCGAUGCCACCACCGUCUGCGGUGCCACCACCACCGACCUCCCCAGCGGUUCCCACACCUACGGUGGUGUGACCACCGUCGUCGAGACCGCCACCACGGUUACCUGCCCCUACGCUACCGUCAAGCCCAGCGGCUCGACCGUGACCAGCGUCAUCGAGACGACCACCUACGUCUGCCCCACCCCCGGCACCUACACCAUCGCUCCCACCACCACCUACGUGCCCUCCAGCACCGUCGUGGUCUACCCCACCCCGGCCACUUUCACCCCGGGCACCUACACUCAGCCUGAGCAGGUCGUGACCGUCACCCGCACCGACAUCUCCUAUGUCUGCCCCUUCACCGGCACCGACGAGCCCACUUCCACCCCGGCUCCCGCUCCCAGCACCCCGGCUGCCCCCGUCACCACCCAGCCUCCUGCUGCUCCCACCACCUCGGCCGUUCCCACCACCCACGCCGCCCCCUCGUCUAGCUCCAGCUCCCAGACUCCCGUCCCCACCGGCGUCAGCGGCAAGCAGAUGGGUAUGACCUACUCUCCCUACACCAACGACAGCAACUGCAAGUCCAAGUCCGACAUCCUGUCCGACAUCGCCGUCAUCGCCGAGAAGGGGUUCUCCCACGUCCGUGUCUACUCCACUGACUGCAACGGCCUCGAGUACGUCGGUGAGGCCGCCCGCAAGCACAGCCUCAAGAUGAUCAUCGGUGUCUUCAUCGACGGCAGCGGCAUCUCCGGCGCCCAGGAGCAGGUCACCGCCAUCGCCAAGUGGGCCGAGUGGGACCUGGUCACCCUGAUCGUGGUCGGUAACGAGGCCAUCCAGAACGGCUACUGCAGCGCCUCCGAGCUCGCCGGCUUCAUCACCUCCGCCAAGUCCAAGUUCGAGGGUGCCGGCUACUCUGGCCAGAUCACCACCACCGAGCCCAUCAACGUCUGGGAGCAGAGCGGCUCCGCUCUCUGCAGCGCCAUCGACGUUGUCGGUGCCAACAUCCACCCCUUCUUCAACGCCGAGGUUGACCCCAAGGACGCCGGUACCUUCGCCCAGAAGCAGGUCAAGAUCCUCAAGGGCAUCUGCAGCGGCAAGGACGUCAUCAACCUGGAGACCGGAUGGCCCAGCCAGGGUGAGGCCAACGGUCUCGCCGUCCCCGGUACUUCCCAGCAGGCCACCGCCAUCAAGGCUCUGGUUGAGGAGGUCGGCUCCCUGUCCGUCUUCUUCUCCUACUCCAACGAUCUCUGGAAGGAUGCCGGCGAGUUCAACGUCGAGCGCUACUGGGGAUGCAUUGACCAGUUCUAGAUUUUCUUCCAUUGAUGUCUAGGAUGUGUUCAAUUGUUUAUAGGUUAAGGAUAUAUGUUUGGAGUUUUCAUUUCGUGUGGUUGUGAUACCGCCCUCUUGGAGGUUUCUUUUUUCUCAUUUCAUUAUCUUCUCCAAUACAUGGUUUCAUGUAGUAGAUAUCUUUUAUUUGACGUGUUCACUGACUGGUGCAUCCAUGUUUCUUUUUGUCAAUAUGUACUGUACAUGCUAAUUAUUACGAG
Aspergillus steynii IBT 23096 is the source of this 2370-nucleotide messenger RNA. RefSeq names its product putative cell wall glucanase (Scw11) (gene btgE). The record is from RefSeq and is a predicted model, not a curated record. Bases 176 to 2131 code for a protein of 651 amino acids. Gene Ontology annotation, molecular function: glucan endo-1,3-beta-D-glucosidase activity; 1,3-beta-glucanosyltransferase activity. The transcript is spliced from 2 exons. Gene Ontology annotation, cellular component: fungal-type cell wall; cell surface; extracellular region. Lineage: Eukaryota; Fungi; Ascomycota; Eurotiomycetes; Eurotiales; Aspergillaceae. Gene Ontology annotation, biological process: cell wall organization.